This is a messenger RNA of Gymnodraco acuticeps, 4619 nucleotides long. It is a transcript of the gene bcar3, whose product is annotated as BCAR3 adaptor protein, NSP family member. NCBI's taxonomy places the organism in Eukaryota, Metazoa, Chordata, Actinopteri, Perciformes, Bathydraconidae. The record is from RefSeq and is a predicted model, not a curated record. Gene Ontology annotation, molecular function: phosphotyrosine residue binding; guanyl-nucleotide exchange factor activity. Gene Ontology annotation, biological process: positive regulation of peptidyl-serine phosphorylation; small GTPase-mediated signal transduction.
AUUGUGCGGCGCUACUUGUUGUUGCCUGUCUCAAGCAGCGUGAGUGUAUAAUCUUGCAGCCGGUCCGCUAGUCAGAAGCUCAGUCAUUCAAACAAACUAUGAAAGGGAAUACUUUGGAUUAGAUACGACUGAAAGAAAAAUAGGAGCAAAGACCAAGGGAUAGAGAAAAGGUCACGCUGACAGAGUUGAGGAUGAUGGCAGAAGGGCGUUUUGCCAGUCUGCCCAGGUCCCUCCAUGCACACCACGCCCUGGGAGGAGGCACUGUACACCAUGGAGUCCCCUCAAACUCCCUCGGCAGCACCACCUGCUCCUCCAGCGGGCUCCAGUCCUCCCUCGCCUCCUCCAUGGACCUCCUCAGCUCCAAACCGGGCUUCCCCACAGGCCAUGGCAGCGGCCUCUCAGAUCUGCCUGCUUCGGCCUACCAGCAAAUCUCCAUUCACGGGACUCUGCCUCGACGCAAGAGAGGCGGAGCAAACCUCCCCCAUGGAAACUACACCUGGAACACGUCACUGCCUCCCGGACACGCCCAUCAACCCCUGACCUCUCCACUGGUCCAACAUAUAAUCGACGACUUUCAUGGUUACAGGGAGCCUGCUGCCGGCCUGGAUGCCACGGUGGACUAUGUCAAGUUUUCCAGGGAUCAGUUCAUCGUGGACUGUCCUUCGGAGAAACUUCGCAGAGAGCUGGAGGAAGAACUAAAGAUGAACUGCGAGGAGCCGAGAAGUCAUGCAUGGUACCACGGAGCGAUACCCAGACAGGUUGCAGAAAACUUGGUUCAGCGUGACGGAGACUUUCUGAUGCGUGAUUCGCUGUCAAGCCCAGGAAGUAAUGUCCUCACCUGCCAGUGGCGAAAUUCUGCCCAGCACUUUAAAAUCAACAAGGAAGGUGGUAAGUUGAACGAAGCCUACUCCAGGGUGGGAGUACGGCUGGAGAGGGAGGGGUUCGACAACAUCCGCGCACUCAUAAUGAGAUAUGUUGGCAACAGGAAGUCUGUCUCCCAGGUGGUUGGAGCCAUUAUUUUCCAGCCAAUCAACAGAGCUCUGCCGCUGCGCUGUUUGGAGGAGAAGUACGGGUUGUCCAGCCAUCACCGAGAGACGAUCAUAUCGCAGGAGAAACGUAACCAGAAGCGCCUCAGCCUCAACAUCACCAACGGACACACACAGGACAAUGCACGCACCACGCAGGACAGCACACACUGCCGGGACAACUGCACGAGCCGAGGCAGCCAGCUCAGGUUGAAGGAUCGCUGUGGCAGCCAACCAGCGAGUCUCAAUCAGGUCCCAGAGAGGCGACGCCCACUGAAGGCACACCAAUCAGAAAGCUACCUGCCUCUCGGAUCCAAACCCCAGCCUCCUGACCUUCUGCUGCCGGGCCCCAACCCCAAGUCUCCAGUGUUUCGGACGGGCAGUGAGCCGGUGCUGAGCCCCUCAGUCCCACGGAGGUCUGCAGAGUUUCUGCCAGGCCAGGCUAUCCGGGGCUCAGACAGCCAGCUGUGUCCCAAACCUCCUCCAAAGCCCAGCAAGGUGUCCCUGGCCCGGCUGCCCCGCUCCCCCGCCCUGCAGCCUCUGGCGCCCCCCCCCCAUUCCUCCAGCCUCACAGACGCCCCCUCCACCUCCCCCAGGCUGGCUGCACCUUCCCUGGACUCCACAGGUGUGGAUACUCAUGGUUCUACAUGGAGGAGCGGAGCCACCACAGGCCCUCCUGUUCCUCCAGUGAAACCCCUGAAGUUCCUCCAACAGCUCCACCCUGCAGACUCCUACAGCUCCUCCAGUUCUCUCCUCUCCCCCGCUGAACAGUACUCAGAUUCAGAGACAAACGCAGGAUGGACUGAGCGCCUGCAGCCCAGUCCCGCAGAACCGAGGUCCUGCAGCCCACUACAGUGGGAGGAGCCAGACUCCAUGUCGGACCUCUACCUUCAGCCUCUGCCCUGCAGCUACGUGGAGAGACUGAGGAGAGAGGGAGAGGGCGGGAGGGAGGAGAAGGAGAAGGAUGCGGGAGGGAGGAGAGGGCUGGAUAGGAGCUCCUACCAUCACGCCAUCGCUGCUUUGGAAAACACUAGCGAGGAAGAGGAGGAGGACGCAGGGAGGAAGGUGGAGGAGGAAGAAAAGAGGAGCAGUUUCCAGCGGCCGGUGGAAGAGACGGAGUCCACGUUCCGGCCUUCGGAGUUCGGAUCUCGACUUUUGCCGGAGGAGAACAAACCGCUGGAGAUGGUGGUGCUGAAGAGAGCCAAGGAGCUGCUGCUCAGCCACAAUCACCACAGCAUCGCCAGACACCUGCUCAUGGCCGACUGCCAGGUUGCGAGGAUAGUCGGAGUGACUCCAGAGGUCAAAGGUCAGAUGGGCGUGUCCUCCGGUUUGGAGCUGGUGACGUUGCCGCACGGUCGACAGCUGCGGCUGGACCUGAUGGAAAGGCACCACACCAUGGCGAUAGGUGUUGCCGUGGAUAUUCUGGGAUGUACGGGUAGCGCAGAUGAGCGGGCCUCCACCUUAAAUCGCAUCAUCCUGGUCGCAGUGGAGCUGAAGGACACGGUGGGCGACCUGUUUGCUUUCACGGCCCUGAUGAAAGCUCUGGAUCUGCCACAGAUCAGCCGUUUGGAGGAAACAUGGACAACUCUACGAAGGAACUACACACAGACCGCCAUCAACUACGAGAAAAUACUCAAACCUUUUUACAAUAAUCUGUAUGAGGGCACAGCUUCCUCCCUUGCAGUGGUCUGCGUCCCCCUCCUGCUGCCCCUCCUCACUUUGAUGGAGCGCCCGUCAAUCACACCUGAGGGGGCGGAGCUCUGGGAGACCAGCGACCAGGGCUGUGACAUCAUGCUGCGCCACCUAGAGGCCGCACGCCAAGUGGCACACAACGCACACAGCUACACAGCCAACGCACACAAGUUAUUACAAGGAUUGACAUGGGAUGAAGACCUGUUGGAGGUGUUUAAAACGGACUUUCAGCUGCGGCUGCUGUGGGGGAGCCGUGGAGCUUCAGUUAACCAAUCAGAUCGCUACAACAAAUUCAACCUCAUCCUCACUGCGUUGUCACGGAAACUGGAGCCCCCGCCUAAAACACAAACAUUAAUCUGACUCCAACCUGAACAAAAACUCUGACAUCAAAUGCACUUUGGACUUCAGUCGAGCAUCAGGAGGACAGGAAACAAAGAGAAGAAGAGGAGAACUGUGACGAGGCAGGAAGUUGAUCAGCGAAUGAUGAAGAGGAUACACUUCAACAUCUUCAUACAGAGACUCAGCAGCCGAACCUCAUGUCAGAUGUUGAUUAGGCUCUUCAUUUGUUAAAUAUUUAACAAAAGUCUGUCGUUUUACUCUAGUUUAAAGGCUUCAAUUUCACUCAAUGACUCAUAGCUCUGACACCUCACAUUUUAAGAUACACAUGCAGGCAUAAUCUAAAACAUACCCGGAUCAAGAUCAUUACAUUUGAAUUACUCUAGCCAUUGCCAUGAUCAGGAGAUGCAGGCAGUAUCCAAAGUUCACUUAACCCUUAUGUUGUGUUCGGGUCUCCCGUGACCCGUUUCAAGUUAAAAUGAUAUAAUAACUACGCUCUUGUUUUUUGUAUCGGAACAAGGCUUCAUGAUAUCCUCCACAACAGCUAUAUAAACACUACGAAACUGAUUUUGACCAUUUUAGCCAAGUCUGAAGGUCUCUAAAAAAAAAGUGUAUAAUUUGGUGUUCGGGUCUGGGGAGACCCAGCAGAAUUGUUUUGGGUGACUCGAGGUCAAUUUGGCCCAAUCAAGAUUCAUCUUUGACUUUCGACACCCCAGCCCCGCCCCCUUCAUCCACUGUAACAAGAAUUGUUCGCAACAUGCACCUGGUCAACACUUUUGAACUCAACACAAGUUUUAAAUCCUUGGAACUUGAAUCCUUCAUGAAAUGGAAAGAUAUGCAGCUUUGUCACAGCUUAUCUAUAAAACAAUCUUUUUAAAGGGAGUUACUGAUUCCUGAGAACAGAGCAGACAAAAGGAGCUUAAACUGAGGCUUGUAAUGCUUUUUUCCUGAUAAGGCACUUGUUUUAUUUCUACUCUGACAUUCCAGUUAAUGGAGAACAUCAUUUUGCCACAUCAAACUACAAAUAGCUCAUCUUGUGACAAAUAUAUUCAGAAGAAAAUGUCAGGAUGUGUAUGCCCUCCUUAUUUAUUUAUGUGAAAGUAGUUUUAUAAAUGGAGGAAGGACAUUUCCCUACAAAGUGCACAUCUCUGUAUGUUGCUUAGAUAGAAAGAAAACAUGUAUUUGAGAGUUGCAAUGAGAUUUCUGGCUGUAAUGAUCUCUGUGACCUUUGAUAUAAAAUCACUGAAAACAAUGAUAUUAUAUAAUAACAUUAUAUAACAACAUUCACAUUAAUAUAAUAUUAAAAAAAGUUUUUUUUCACAAAUCAUUAGAUAUAUAAUAUUUCCAGGUGAAAAUAUUUUUCUUUCUGCAUAAACCUGAAAACUAAGUUAACAUGUGAGAGACUAAAGUUGUAUAUAAUUGAAAAAGUAGCAUGUUAAGAGACUGUACAUAUUUCCUGUAGAAGACUGACUGUAAAAAAAAAAUGUUCGAUGAUUUUAAUAUGUUUAUAUUACUAUGAAUUUAAGAAUGAAUAAAUAUGGUGUACAAUCUGCAUCUUUGUGGACA